Messenger RNA from Amoebophrya sp. A120, 6412 nucleotides. The record is from the annotation of a GenBank genome assembly. NCBI's taxonomy places the organism in Eukaryota, Dinophyceae, Syndiniales, Amoebophryaceae.
CCACAACCCGCCUGAUUUUAUCAGGUUUCAGAAAGCCAAACGUACGUAAAAAACAAUUGUACAGCUAGUGUAAACGUCGUAAGCAAAAAUGUCGGCGCGUCUGUGAAAGCCUAACCCUGUCUAAUUUGGUCACUUGUUGCCAGAUUAGACAGGUGGUUUUGUCAUUCGAUUAAGUGUAAAAAAGUAAGAGUAACAGCGAGGUUUAUCAGGAGACAAAAUGGUGAUGGCUUGGCGGCCUCUCGCUCGUCAAGCCACCCGCUCUUUCGCUCCGCGCACUGCGAGCGGCACCGCGGUGCGGGCGUUCGCAUCAGGUACUCAUGUUUUGCCGACAUGCUUGAUGGUAUGCUGGACUGCAGCGUUUUAUUGUUCAUCUUCGUAUUGGGCUACAAAUCAAUGAAAAAUCCCAAUCCACAGUUGCUUGAAGGAAUAACUACUUCACAAAACAAAGCAAAAAAACAGGCGGCAACAGCAACGGUUCCUCCGAGAACUGGGGGUACGAGAACAUCUUUCAGAAUGGCACCUUUCUCGACACCACGGAGUGGGUGAAGGACAACAAACUGUCCGAAAUGAUCGGGAACGUGCAGCUGGGGAAAAAAGGCCGGAUUUUCACGCAGGUCCCGCCCGAAGUUCUCACUUCGAUCUCCGAGUCGGCGGUGUUUCAAGUCAACCACUUCUACCGACGGUCGCACUUGCUGAUGCUGCACCGGAUCUUGAACGACCCGGCGGCCUCGGACAACGACCGCUACGUGGCCAAGGAGCUGCUCAACAACGCAGAAGUUUCUGCGAAGGGGGUGCUGCCCUCCUGUCAAGACACAGGAACCGCCGUGGUCAUGGCAAAAAGGGGAUAUCAUGUACUUGAUGUUGCGAGGCGUUUUUGCUUUUAGAUUUUUGCAGUGCUUCAGCUUUGUGGUAGGUAUUUGAUGCUGCUUCUAAACGCAGUUAUUUUGUCUCAUGAAAAAAGAGGCUAUUCCUUUUGCGUUUCAAAAAUUCUAUUCAAAACAAAACCCACACGACAGAUCCUGACCGACGGUACCGACGAGAAGGACAUUUCCCUGGGUAUCCGCGACGCCUACAAGAACGGAAAUCUUCGGUAUUCCCAAGUCGCCCCGCAAACGAUGUUUGUCGAGAAGAACACGAAGACAAAUCUCCCCGCGCAGAUCGACAUUAUGUCGGUCCCGGGAAACGCGUACAAGUUCCUCUACAUCGUGAAGGGUGGCGGUUCGGCGAAUAAAACACAGCUGUUUCAGAAAACCAAGGCGCUCUUGAACGACAACAGCUUCGAACAGUUCAUCGUGCAAGAGUUGAUGAAGCUGGGGACCGCCGCGUGCCCCCCGUACCACCUAGCCGUCGUGGUCGGCGGCCUCGGGGCGGACCAGAAUCUCAAAACCGUGAAGCUCGCUUCCUGCAAGUACUACGACACGCUCCCCGACACCGGGUCGGCCAACGGCCGCGCGUUCCGGGACCGGGGGAUGGAGAACAAAAUCAUGUUCCUCGCCCGCAACCUCGGCGUCGGCGCGCAGUUUGGCGGCAAGUACUUUCUGCACGACGUGCGGGUGAUCCGCCUGCCGAGGCACGGAGCCUCCUGCCCCGUCGGGAUCGGGGUGUCCUGCUCCGCGGACCGGCAGAUGAACGUGCACAUCCAAUCCGACGGCGUGUUCUACGAAAAGCUGGAGAUGAACCCCAGCCAGUUGUGGGAUUUAAAGGAAGAGACACUGCAAGUGGAAACGAAAGCACUGGACAGCGUUGCAGGUAACUAUACUAGGCGAAGAACUUAAAGUUGUGUCUAUGAUGAUCAUGCCAGCAAAUAAGCCCUGCAAUAAAGGCAUGAACUUCACUGUAAUUCCAUUGCAAAUUUUUAGCGGAGGACAGUUGGUAUGACGUAUGGUGACCAGAUGAAUUGAUAAAAUCCACCUCAGGCGUCGAGGAAUCCCGCGAGCCCGGCCCGCAGAUGCAGACGGUCGAGAUCAACUUGGACCAGCCGAUGCAGGACACUUUGAAGACCCUUACAAAAUACCCUGUCAAAACCCGCGUUGCCUAUGGAUUGCAAAAAUGUCUGGGUCUGGAAAUUUGUGAUGCUAAAAUGUGCAGGAUGAAAACACUUCCGAAUGCAGUCCGGCAUGACAACUUCCCAAAACGCUUUCUCAUAGGCAAUCCGCAUGAGAAGCUGCGUUUUUGCAUGACAAAAGAGGCCGCGACUUUUGUUGGUUAUGCAAUACAAAUUUUCUAGGUAUGGAAAGCUAGCAUUACAAGUUCUAAUCUUCCAGACCCAGACACUUUUACUAUCCAUAUUGCCCUGAACGGAACCAUGAUCGUCGCCCGCGACAUUGCGCACGCCCGGAUGCUCGGGAAGUUGCAGAAGGGCGGGGCGGACGCGUUACCCGAAUACAUCAAAAACCACCCCGUCUACUACGCCGGACCCGCAAAAACCCCCGCGGGCAUGCCCAGUGGGUCGUUCGGGCCAACCACCUCCGGGCGGAUGGACCCCUAUGUGGAGCCGUUUCAGGCCGUUGGGGGGUCCAUGGUCAUGAUCGGAAAGGGAAACAGGUCACAGAUGGUCACGGACAGCUGCUCGAAGCACGGCGGAUUUUACCUUGGUAUAGAAAAUUGCUUGUUGAAGAUAGGUGGUAUUGCAUUUUGUUCUUCACAUAAAUGUCGCCCUGAUAUUCAGAUUGUUCAACUACAGCAUGGGUCUUGUUUCCAAAAAUGAACUACUCGUUUAAUAUACUGCUCAAUCUCUUCACUAGGUUCCCCCGGUGGCAUGGCCGCAACUCUGUCCGCUAACUGCAUCAAGUCGGUUGAAGUUCUCGACAUGGAGGAGCUCGGCAUGGAGGCGGUGUGGAAGAUCAAAGUGGAGAAUUUCCCCGCCUUUAUCGUCGUGGACGACAAGGGAAACGACUUCUUCUCGGAGUUCAAACCGGAGGACGGGCGGAUUCCCGAGGAGGUCAACAGUUCCAUCUAUGUCGUACUCGAGUUCUUCGAGCGGAUUGACGCAAACAACGACCAGAUGGUCGAGGCCACGGAACUGGUGGACGGCUUCGACAAUCUGACCACGGAGGAAGCGGCGGCGCUCGUGAAGAAGUACGACUACGGAAAUUUUGGCGGGCUGAAUCUCGAUGAGUUCCUGAACAUGGUCAUGCACGAGGAGCAGCUGAAGAUCGACGGGGAGUCGGCCAGAGCAAAACUCUUGUCGGGGGAAUAGAACAGACUAGAGAAGAGGGUCGGUCGUUUUCCCUCAUGUCUUGUCCCUUUGUAUGAUGCAUCAAGAACAUUCACUACUACGCAAAAUAAUAACGCUUGAGUCUACUUAGUUACGCAACUUGUCAAUGGCAAAACUUUUGAAGAAUUAUCGGCGCGCAGCACUGUACGGAACUACCCUAUCAUCUCUAUUGUAACAACAACACCAUAUUGUACAGUAACUGUCUUGUGGUCUACUACGCAAAAUAUCAAAGUUUGGCUAUUUUCAGAACAAGCAAGAACACCCACUCUGUUGGCGACAGAUUUUUGCUUCGACUCUCUGCGCUUAUGGCCCAAAAGGCUGCACAGGUUAUUUUUAUCGGAGUGGAUGUCGAGCGAUGCUGUUGCUGACCAGUGGUAAUUAAUGAACGCAGUUUGAGUAGUUUUGGUAAUAUCGGAUGAACAAAUUGCAACUCUACACAUCUUCCCGCAAUCGAAUUUACAUUGGAGGCGAAGGUUGCGCAACUGCGGCGGUUAUUCUUCUGGACCGCGAUGCUAUGACCCGCAGCACGAAAUUCUACGAGGCCUGGAGGGAGAAAAUAGACCCUGUGACUAGUAAUUCACCCCGAGUCGACUCUCGAGGCCGAGUAGUUCUUCUCUUUGCGAAGUGGUGGUAAAUGCAAUUGGGAUUAUGCGUGCGCGCUUUCAACUCCAGCGUAACAAGAUUUUCCCUGCAAUUUUGUUUUCCAAGCUUGAGCUCCCUCGAAUUUGAGCAGGUGCGCGUCGAGCAGUCUCUUCGUAGCGCCGCUUGAUUUUCCGAGGAUUUUUCACGUUCAGGUUUGUUUUUAGUCAUAUUCUCGUUUCUAUAGUCUAUUUUGGUUUUUUAUUAUCGAAUCUGUACAGAAUUUUCUUGAUAGCUUUGUAUCUUUGUUUCACCCGGUUAUUUUCUCUUUUGAACAGUCAAGGAGCAGACUUUGUUUUCAAUGUAACGUUUUCUAUGUCAUGUAUAGCCCUCCACUUCAUUUUUACCAAUUCACAAAAAUACUUGGGAGUCCGAUUUUUUGGAACACGACACCGGUAAUUCGCCACAACCUCUCUCAUUCGAAAAAAAUGACGGAAAGACUCUGCUGCCAGUGGUCUUCUAAGAAAAAUCUAGAGGACACUCGGACGAGAGGCAUUCCUUCUACAAAUCGGAUAAAAUAGGUUUACAACAAUAGUCACUAUUAAGACAUCAACAUCUCAUCAGGUUAUUUUGUGGUAUAACAGUAGCUAGUGCGGUAGCGGACCAAGACAAAUACCGAAAGGAGCAGCAUGUAGUGAUAGCUGCGAUCAUUGCUCUUGGAGGAGCUUAGCAUUGGCCGUCGUGUUUUGUGAUUCGCUGCUCCUUGAGUAAAGAGUUUGUCACUCGUCUACAUGGUUGUGCACAUUUCUUUUCGGUGACUCAGGAACUCCGCGCCAGUCGAAAAUGCCACUACACCGAUGGGAAGCAACACGAAAAUAGGACAACUAAGUUUUGGCUAUUUUGUAAAAAUAGCUCAUUGAAUACAGGACAAAAACUAGGACAAAAACAACAACAGCACAAGAAGAUUAUAGCAUGAAAAUUUUAUAACAGAUGACAAACCGCCCCUUGCAGCUCUGACCGGGCGUGCGCCCAAAUUGAUUUUUUGAUGCAGAAAAAAGCUUCGCAAGACACCGUGCACGGACAGAGCCAGUGUGAACUGCAUCUGCUACAGGUAAAUAAGUAGGUGCCGUGCGCCGUGAUACCGUGGCAUUGUGCAGUAGCGCAGGUUCAUUGUCCAGCAGUUAGAGUGACUCGCCAAGUUUACUAUGCAGUACGUCUUUUCAUCAAUACCACUCUUGCAGAUUGGAUAAACAAAAACUAAAACGGAGUUUGCAAUUUGUCUUCGCGACAAUUUUAAAAAGAUUACGCUUUUGAACAGAAAAAUACUUUACAGCAAAAAGAACCACAAUAGAUAAAAAAAACUUCUCGCUCUCAAGACAUCAGUCACGAUCUGACGGUAAUCGACCAUUCCUUGUAUGAGAGCCCAGCAGAGGAGUAAAAAAAUACGAAUCAAGAAAUAGAAAAAAUGAAUAGAUAGAUUACUACAACAGCAAUUCCAUCCAGCCUACAGACUAAAAGUCGAGUCGUAAGCGAGACGCUACAUCACUUGCUCAGUCCGUUUUUUCAGUGGGUCUUUUCGAUUCUAAAAAACAGCAGUUUUGACACUGUCACUCCAAGUGCGAUCUUAGCCAGUGCUGUCGUCCCUCGUUUAUUGACAACUUUUUUGUCAAGAAAAUAAGAAGUUCUACAAUUUUAUAAAGACGUGUCCAAAAAUUUUAGUAUCAGUCCGAUCUGUUCCGGCUACACUACACGGCAGUCUCUCGCCCGUAAUCCGUCACCAAGCGGUAAGGGGGAGGGCAUCGCGGAAAGUUUAGGCCGCGGUGAUGCUCGUCUAAACGCCAGUGGAACUAUUUGAAAAAACAACAUAAAAGAUUGUACCCGCAAACAUAAUAAUUUUCUACGAACAACCAGAUUAUUAUCUACGAAAGUUUCGUGCUAAUUUUAUCAAGCAAAAAAUUCCAAAAAAAGCAAAUAAACCACACCUCAUGCACAACCACCCAUAAACAACCACCUAAAUUGUCACACUCUUCUACUCCCUAACAAAACCAAUAAACAAAUUUCGAGAUACAAAAUCGCUUCAACAUCAAACAAAAAAAUAAUCACGGCUAGUAGAGUCGACCACAGAAGUUCACCGAGACAUUAGCCGUGGAGUGAAAAUAGUUUUGUCCUCAAUAAAAAACAAAAAAGCAUUUGCGAAUAUUCAGGAAAUAUUGCGCGCAAAAGGAUAACGCCGUCAAGCUGCGACCUGACGAAAAUAAUAGGAUGCUCGAUGUAGUUUUGUGAUUCAAACCGCGCGAGCUAGCAGCAUAGAAGCAGUUGCGACGGAUGUAGUGGAAAUGGAACCAAGAAAAACCCAACACCUCAAAAACCCAAAGUAUUAUGUCAUAGCGCCAGUGGCUUUAUACAGGAGCACUGCACAGCGAGCACUGUACUUAGCUAGGUAUCAGAGAUGUGAUAUGUUAGCAAGCUGCCAUAUGUCAUGUAUGUGAAAUGUGCACUCUGAAAUGAAAUCCCAUGUACCAAGCAGUACAACUCACCUCUUCGACACCAAAGUACAAUGUUUCUGCCAAGAUGAAAUUGCUCAUGCUUGGUCUCAUGCGAAAGCAAACAAAUUCU